AUGCAACGCACGCUUGGGUUUGCCUGUGAAGCUACUCGAGCGUCAGCACGGCGACAUCCGACAAGUCUUUAUUGCAGAGGGAGAGCUGCUUCUGUUUGUUAUCGUCAUAGCGGGCUGAGGUCGCUGAUCAGUGCUCGAGCCGGGCGCAGGACUCUGGAUCAGUGCUUUGGUGUCGGUGCGCGCGGUGGGCCGUUUCGAAAGCAGGUGCGACGUCUAGAAGGUCCCGUCAACCUGCGCAUGGCGCGAGAGGUGAAGCAUUCCGCCGGUUUGGCGGGGAUGGCGCCAGACGCCCCAGCCGAGUCGUACCGCUUGGGGCCGUUAGAGUAUCUGCGGCGUAGCGUUAUUGAGGUCCUUUCUAAGGAGUACGGGGAUGCGCUCCCCGAGGUUGUCGAUCCGAUGGUCGUCUUUUCGUCGCGUCCGGAGUUUGGUGACUUCCAGUGCAAUGUCGCCAUGAGUCUCGCGCGACAACUCAAAAGCAAACCGCGAGACGUUGCGGAGCGUCUGCGGGUCGGCCUAGAGCAGAAAGUUGCGGGCAUGUGCGCGACCCCACUGGAGGUGGCGGGCCCGGGCUUUGUGAACUUUCGGCUGAGCGAUGGCUACCUGGCCUCUGUCAUACGACAGAUGAUGAGCGACCCGCGUGGUAAGCUCAACGUUCCUGAGCCGCCGAAACUGCAGCGUAUCGUCGUGGACUUUUCUUCGCCGAAUAUUGCGAAGGAAAUGCAUGUGGGGCAUCUCCGAAGUACGAUUAUCGGGGACACGUUGUGCCGGGUGCUGGAAUACCUGGGCCACACGGUGAUACGCUUGAACCAUGUUGGCGACUGGGGCACGCAGUUCGGGAUGUUGAUCGCGUACCUCGCAGAGGUGGCCCCCGAAGCGCUCACCGGAGAGCGUCCACCGGACCUCGGGGACCUUGUAGCAUUUUAUAAGCAGGCGAAAAAGCGUUUCGACGAAGACCCAGUCUUCCAGAAUGCGGCACGAGCUCAAGUCACGAAGCUGCAGUCCGGUGACGAGGCGUCGUUGCGGGCGUGGCGCCUCCUUUGCGAGCUUUCGCGCCGGGAGUUUGAAAAAAUAUACCAGCUUCUCGAUGUGCAGCUGACGGAACGUGGCGAGUCCUUCUACAACCCAUAUCUGCCCGAUGUGAUUGAACGCCUCGAGCGAAAAGGACUGGUGCAGGUCGACCAGGGCGCAUUGUGCGUGUUCCUGGAGGGCUUCAAGAAUCGGGAUGGCUCUCCGCAGCCGCUCAUCGUUCGGAAGAGCGACGGUGGCUACAUGUACUCGACAACGGACCUGGCGGCAAUUCUAUACCGCGUCCAGGAGGAUCGUGCGCAGCGAAUUCUCUAUGUAACGGAUGCGGGACAGGCGACGCAUUUCGCUCAGGUUUUCCAGGUCGCUCGUCGAGCGGGGUUCUUCGACCCCGCGGAAGUCUCGCUGGAGCAUGUCCCCUUUGGCCUCGUUCUCGGGGACGACGGCAAGAAGUUCAAGACCCGAUCCGGAGACACGGUGCGUCUGAUGGACCUGCUCGAGCGAGCUAUCGAGCUGGCACGUCACGAUCUCGAGCAGCGAAUCGCUGAGCAGCCGGGACGCACAGAGUCGCCCGAGUACCUAGAGCGGGCAGCGCGGGCUAUCGGUAUUGGGGCUGUCAAGUAUGCGGACCUACGCACAACACGUACAGCGGAUUACCGAUUCAGCUACGAGAAGAUGCUCUCGCUGAACGGGAAUACAGCUCCGUAUAUGAUGUAUGUCUUCACGCGCGUGAGCGGGAUAGCGCGGAAAGCCGCCGGCCUCCCAGCAGACGCGGAGGUGUGCAUGCAGGAGCUGGUUGCGAACUGUGCCUCAGAGCAGCAGUUAUUGCUGUGCGUCACGGAGCCUGCUGAGGGGGCCCUCGCACGGCAGCUGCUCCGCUUCCCGUACGUUCUGCUGGACCUGGAGCGGGAGCUUAUGCCGCACGUGCUCUGCGAGUAUCUGUUCGAGCUCUCGCAACGCUUCAAUCAGUUCUACGAGCACUGCCCUGUUCUGGGUGCGGAGGACGACUCGGUGCGGCAUUCGCGGCUUGCGCUCUGUGCGCUGACUGGAUACGUCGUGGAAUCUGGCCUGCGCCUCCUCGGCAUUGAAGUGCUUCCUCGGUUGUGA
Molecule: messenger RNA, 2130 nt
Organism: Cyanidioschyzon merolae strain 10D
Lineage: Eukaryota; Rhodophyta; Bangiophyceae; Cyanidiales; Cyanidiaceae
Product: arginine--tRNA ligase
Exons: 1
Coding region: 1-2130 (709 amino acids)
Biological process (GO): arginyl-tRNA aminoacylation
Cellular component (GO): cytoplasm
Molecular function (GO): arginine-tRNA ligase activity; ATP binding
Source: RefSeq, a predicted model, not a curated record